CUCAAUUUAGGAAGGACUGGCAAAAAACAUCAUUGUACCCAGACUGGAGGAAAGAAUUUUUCCAGGCUGUGAAUAUUAUUCUGGAUCCAGCCACGGCCCAUCCGGCCCUCAUCCUGUCUGAAGGGAACAGACGUGUAACCUUGGGAGAGAAGUCUCAAGAUCUACCUAAGAACCCACAGAGAUUUUAUUCCCUUCCCUGUGUGCUGGGUCAAGUCAUCACUUCAGAGAGGUGUUAUUGGGAGGUAGAUGUCAAAGACGGUGGGGCCUGGGACCUGGGAAUUUGUAGGCAUAAUGUAAUGAGGAGGGGAAGGAUUUCCAUAAAACCAGAGGAUGGUUUCUGGGCCAUCAGGUUUCAUAAGGAUGAGUACUGGGCACUCACCUCUCCAGAAACACAGCUUACUCUAAAAGAGCGCCUUGCCAGGGUGUGCAUUUUCCUAGAAUAUGAGGAUGGACUUAUCUCAUUCUAUAAUAUGACAGAUAAAUCCCAUAUUUACACCUUUUCUCAAGGCUCCUUUGAUGGGUCCCUAAGACCUUUUUUCAGGCUUUGGUCCAGUGAUUCAGGACAUCUGACCAUCUGUCCAGUGCCUGAAGCAGCACAGCCUGAUGAUAACCUUCACCACGUUUCCACACCGGCACUGGAAACAUCAUAUAACCUGCAGAUCAGUGUGGAUUGAAGCAUCUAGUCACGACGUGAAUUCUCUCAUACAAGAAUCUUUUCUUAUGGACGAGUAGUAUUCUACUGUGUAUAUGUACCACAUCUUCUUUAUCCAAUCAUCUAUCAAAGGACACUUUG
Hipposideros armiger (great roundleaf bat) is the source of this 793-nucleotide messenger RNA. RefSeq names its product butyrophilin subfamily 1 member A1-like. The record is from RefSeq and is a predicted model, not a curated record. NCBI's taxonomy places the organism in Eukaryota, Metazoa, Chordata, Mammalia, Chiroptera, Hipposideridae. Gene Ontology annotation, molecular function: protein binding. Bases 297 to 674 code for a protein of 125 amino acids. The transcript is spliced from 4 exons.